CGCAGAAACGGGAACGGUACCGACCGGGGGAACAGACAGGAUGUGUGACAGGAACGGCGGGCGGCGGCUGCGGCAGUGGCUGAUCGAGCAGAUCGACAGCGAGCUCUACGCGGGGCUCAUCUGGGAGAACGAGGACAAGUCCAUGUUCCGCAUCCCCUGGAAGCACGCCGGCAAGCAGGACUACAACCAGGAGGUGGAUGCUUCCAUUUUCAAGGCCUGGGCUGUUUUCAAAGGCAAGUUCAAGGAGGGUGACAAAGCCGAGCCGGCCACAUGGAAGACGCGGCUGCGCUGCGCCCUGAACAAGAGCCCUGACUUUGAGGAGGUGACAGACAGGUCCCAGCUGGACAUCUCCGAGCCCUACAAGGUCUACAGGAUCGUGCCAGAGGAGGAGCAGAAGUGCAAAGCAGGGGUGGCCAACGGGAGCAGCCUGAACGAUGUCACCGACAUGGACUGCAGCUCCUCUGCCAUCGACGACCUCAUCAAGGAGCCCUCCUGUGUGGAUGAGUACCUGGGCAUCAUCAAGAGGAGCCCCUCACCCCCACAGGAGACCUGCAGGAACCCCCCAAUACCCGACUGGUGGGUGCAGCAGCCCAGCCCUGCGUUGCCCCUGAUGAAUGGAUACUCCAGCUAUGAGCAGUAUCACUCAGGUUAUUCCCAGAUGGUGAUCAGCUUCUACUACAGCGGGAGGCUGGUGGGCCACGUCAGCACCUCGUGCUCUGAGGGCUGCAGGAUCUCCCUGGGGCAGCCCUCGGGCCACGGGGAGAAGCUCUACGCCCCCGAUGCCCUGGAGCACGUGCGGUUCCCCUCGGCCGACGCCAUCCAGAACGAGCGGCAGAAGCAGAUCACCAGGAAGCUCUUUGGCCACCUGGACAGGGGUGUCCUCCUGCACAGCAACAAGCAGGGCAUCUUCAUCAAGAGGCUCUGCCAGGGCAGGGUCUUCUGGAGUGGCAACACCAUGGCCUACAAGGACAGGCCCAACAAGCUGGACAGGGAGGAUGUGGUGAAGAUCUUUGACACCAAUUUGUUCUUCCGAGAGCUGCAGCAGUACUACAACAACCAGGGCCGCUUCCCUGACAGCAGGGUCAUGCUGUGCUUCGGGGAGGAGUUCCCAGACGCGGUGCCCCUGAGGUGUAAACUCAUCCUUGUCCAGGUGGAGCAGCUGUACCUGAGGCAGGUGGUGGACGAGGCUGGCAAGAGCUGCAGCUCCAGCCCCAUGCUGCCCAUGGCUGAGGAGCCCCAGCACGAGCAGGGCUACCGGAUCUUCCAGGACAUCUGCACAACGCGGCCGCUCUUCAGGGAGAGCCAGCAGAUCGCAGUGUGAGCCCUGAGGGGCUGGCCUGGCCGCACCCAACUGGUCCCACCAGUGCCGAAAUGUCCUAAAAAGUGGCACUAAAAAGUGUCCUUAUUUUCUUUUUAUU
Messenger RNA from Melospiza melodia melodia, 1418 nucleotides. It is a transcript of the gene IRF8, whose product is annotated as interferon regulatory factor 8. Gene Ontology annotation, molecular function: DNA-binding transcription factor activity, RNA polymerase II-specific; RNA polymerase II cis-regulatory region sequence-specific DNA binding; protein binding. The record is from RefSeq and is a predicted model, not a curated record. The coding region runs from base 41 to 1321 and encodes 426 amino acids. Gene Ontology annotation, biological process: regulation of transcription by RNA polymerase II; immune system process. Lineage: Eukaryota; Metazoa; Chordata; Aves; Passeriformes; Passerellidae. Gene Ontology annotation, cellular component: nucleus. The transcript is spliced from 9 exons.